AUGCCGCACUCAGUUCAAAGAGAACUCGACGACGCAGCGGCCCCAGGGGACCUGAUCUCCACUGCCCCUGGCUGUUUGCCGGCUUCGACGGCAAACCCGACAGACAGCACAUCGACACACGCCAUGCGACAUCGACGAUCCAAUUGCGACAUUUCGAAAGGGGUCUUGCUGCGAGCUGCUCGGCCGACGACUCGGACACGGACCGACAGCCCAGAAACUCGAGCCCGGCAAUUUGGACUCGAAGCUGACCUUUUCCCUACUUGGACUCUCCCGCCACCGCCAUCUCCUCCUUUUGCCCUCUCAAACAGCAUCACACACUUCACAAUGGCCCGCAACAGCCAGAUCGCUCCCAACGUGGGCCGCCUCAGCCGCACCCAGGUCUUCAAGAAGAAGGGCGGCUACAAGCACACCCAGCGCAAGGGUGCUGCCAAGGCCGAGGAGUCUACCCCCGCCUUCAAGGAGGUCGAGGUCAAGGGUGCCAAGAACGGUGGCAAGCGCCAGGUCCCCACGAGCAAGGCCGCCCGCUUCUACCCUGCCGAGGACGUUGCCCAGCCCAAGGCCAGCCGCAAGGUCCAGCGCCCCACCAAGCUGCGCAAGUCCAUCACCCCCGGCACCGUCCUGAUCCUCCUCGCUGGCCGCUUCCGCGGCAAGCGCGUCGUCUUCCUCAAGCAGCUCGACAGCGGCCUCCUGCUCGUCAGCGGCCCCUUCAAGGUCAACGGCGUCCCGAUCCGACGGGUCAACCAGGCCUACGUCAUCGCCACCUCGACCAAGCUCGACCUGUCCGAGGUCAAGGUUGACGAGAAGCUCAACGACGCCUACUUCAAGCGCGACAAGGCCCCCAAGACCAAGGCUGAGAACGCCUUCUUCGAGGACCCCGCCAACAAGGCCGCCCACCCCGAGUCCAAGGUCGCCGACCAGAAGGCCCUCGACAAGGCCCUCAUUGGCGCCAUCAAGAAGGCCGGCCCCACCAUGGCCAAGUACCUUGCCUCGACCUUCUCCCUCUCCAAGGGCGAGCACCCCCACCUCCUCAACUUCUAG
Pseudozyma flocculosa PF-1 is the source of this 1038-nucleotide messenger RNA. RefSeq lists its product as uncharacterized. Gene Ontology annotation, molecular function: RNA binding; structural constituent of ribosome. The record is from RefSeq and is a predicted model, not a curated record. The transcript has a single exon. Gene Ontology annotation, cellular component: cytosolic large ribosomal subunit; ribosome. Gene Ontology annotation, biological process: ribosomal large subunit assembly; cytoplasmic translation. Lineage: Eukaryota; Fungi; Basidiomycota; Ustilaginomycetes; Ustilaginales; Ustilaginaceae. Bases 1 to 1038 code for a protein of 345 amino acids.